AUCAGCAUUAUGAAAAACAAAAUAAUGUUGGCACCCUGAACUAUACAUGAAUAAAUACACGGAAAAAUACACAGAAGUAAUACGGGCAUAAGUGCUAUCUACGCGUCGUUAUGUAAAAGCUCCCGGAAUCUUGAAAAAGUAGGUAAAAUCUAAAUUGUGUGUUUUCGAGUGACUCCGAGGAGCUCGUUCGGUGUAACUCGAUGUAUAAAAGGAAUACAGUAGUAAAAAAAAGCCGACGGCCGGAAAAUUUUCGGAAGUGAAGUCAUCCCAUCCCGUCAGAGGUUGAGCAUGAUAAAAGAAUAAUAAUUAUUGUUACAACACUGAUUUAUGGCACAUUUUAUACCAAAUUGAAAACAAACUCAGGUGAUUUAAGCAGUUAAAACCAACUGACAAGAUGUACGUCGUUUUGCGAUCCUUUAAUUUGAAAAGCACUCGUUCGAAAUUGAUCAGAUGUUGCAGAAGUUAUUCCCUAAACCACUCUUGCAUGUGCAAUAUAAACUGCCACUUUGCAAAUGUUAGCUUCCUCGAACCAAGAAGAUUGUAUUCACUUACCACACAUGCAAACUUGUUAAAUUAUAAUAAAGAACUAGUUUACAUCAAUAGUCAACAACAGUCAAGAUACAUUUCUGUGUCACCUAUAUUUUUUGAAAAGGAACCUUUGAAACCAUCUUCCAAAGUCGAAGUUACAGUUCAAGAACUCAAAAAACAAAAAGAAGAUGCCAAAAUUCAAGACACCCAAGUGGCCAAACCACCUGCAGUUAAAAAAUCAAUUGGACAAAAAAUCAUCGAUGAAAUUGUCCAUUAUUAUCACGGCUUCAGACUGCUUGGCAUAGACGUAAAAAUCUCAGCAGGUCUAGUAUGGCGCGUUCUCAGCGGCAAAACCUUAACGAGAAGGGAAUAUCGUCUACUGACUCGGACAGUUGGUGAUUUGUUCCGUUUAGUACCAUUUUCAGUAUUUAUAAUUGUUCCAUUCAUGGAAUUGCUAUUGCCUGUGUUUAUUAAGUUGUUUCCCGGUAUGUUGCCUAGUACAUUUCAGACUACUUCUGAGAGGGAGGAUAAAAUUAAGCAGAAUCUGAAAGUGAAGCUGGAAAUGGCCAAGUUUUUACAGGGUACUCUUGACGAAAUGGCAGUCCAGCACAAGGACCGCUAUUCAGAAACGGCCAAAGAGUUUUUAGAGUGGUUCAAUAAGGUGCGUACAUCGGGCCAGGAAGUUUCCACUGAGGAAAUAAUGAAAUUUUCGAAAUUAUUCGAAGACGAAAUCACUUUGGAUUCGUUAACUAGAAGCCAGCUAAUUGCCUUGUGCAGAGUCUUGGACGUUCAUACUUUAGGAACCAACAAUUUUCUACGGUUUCAGUUGAGAAUGAAACUAAGACAGUUAGCUGCCGAUGAUAAAAUGAUCCAAAAAGAAGGAGUACAUUCGUUAACUUUAGGCGAAAUCCAACAAGCAUGUAGGGCAAGAGGCAUGAGAGCCUAUGGAGUAUCAGAAUUAAGGUUAAGAUCACAAUUAAACCAAUGGUUGGAUUUAAGUUUAAAUGAAAAAGUGCCUCCAUCUCUGUUAUUGCUCUCUAGAGCUUUAAUGUUACCAGAAACUAUACCAACAAGUGAUAAACUUAAAGCUACAAUUUCUUCAUUGCCUGAAACUAUUGUUAAACAAACUCAAGCUGCUAUUGGUGAGAAAGAGGGCAAAAUUGAUAACAAGAUACGUUUGGAGCUUAUCAAAGAAGAAGAAAAGAAAAUUAAACAAGAAAGAAAGGAACAUAAAGAGGAAAUUAAAAAAUUGGAAGAAAAAGAAUUAUUGGUGGACAAAGCACCAACAAUUUCAGCUUCAGCCACGCCUAUUUUAGAGGACACCGCUUUAAGGAUAUCAACUGAGAAGUUAGAGAAAGUGGAAAAGGCGAAAGAAAAAGAAGAAGAUAUCCAUACCAAAGACAUCCAAAUCAUUGAACACGCCAUCGAUACAGUGUCCAAAGAAAAGAAACUUAUUGUGGAAAAAGAAGAAAUUCAAGAACUCAAAUCAGAAAUGGCCGACUAUAAAGAAGACGUUGAAGAUUUGGCAAAAGCCACUGCCGACACUCCCAAACCUGAAGUCCAAGAAACCAAGGCAGCUAAAAGAUUAUUCAAGAGCGUUAAUAAGAUGAUAGGAAAGAUGGACAAGGUGUUGGUAGAAUUGGAAAAGAAAGAAGCCCAACUGAAGAAAGAUUUAACAGAAGAUGCUAGUGAUAAAAAGAAAGAGGAGCUACUGAAGAUUGACGAUAUUAUCGCCGCUAUUCAGAAGAUCAAAGAUGUACCUGACCAGAGUAGACUGGAAAAAAUUGUUAAGGUUUUGAGGAAAAUGGAUGACGAUCAUGAUGGUUCCUUGAAAAUUGAUGAUGUGCUUAAGGUUAUCGAAAUAAUAGGAAAAGAAAACGUGAAACUAAACAGUAAACAAAUCGACGAACUUAUUGAACUUAUCGACAAAGAAGAAAUUUUGGAAGUCGAAGACAAAAUCGAAAAAGCUUUACUCAAAGACAAAGAAGCGCAGGAAGCUGAGAAACGAUUAGCUCAAGCUAAAGAACAAUCCAAUAACGAACAUAAAGAUGAAACUCUAAGAGCGCCCAUUGAAAAGGAAGAAAUAAAAAAGGAUCCAGAUAUGAAGGGCAAUGAAAAGGAGGAUUUGAAGUCGCCGAACCCAGUACCACCAAGUACUAAACCCAAUAUGGACCCGGAGACCGUUAUACCGCCGCCUACCAUAGAGAAAAAGCCGGAAAACAAUUCGAAAACGUUUUAGUAAUAUUUUAAGCUGAAUAUAGGAGCCAAUAAAUGUCAAAUAAAUCUAAUGGAGCAUGUAUGUAAUUUAUUGGUUGUGGCUCCUGAAAAUUUCCAGGAAUAAUUAGUGCACAAGAAAUUAUUUUUUUAACAUUAUUGUUUGUGUGUGUGUGUUAUAGCUGAUGUAAAUAUUAUUGGUAGCUGCAACCAGGAGAUUAAGUGAUACAAUACAAUCGCGCUGUGAGGGUCUAUUUUGUUUAUUUUGACUUGUUGUUUUAGAGUGCUCGAUGUUAUUAAUAUUAUUUUUUUAUGGAGAUUUUCUAUUUCAAUAUUGUCCCAAGGGGUUGGGUAUUUAAUUGUUUUUUUUUUUUUAUAAGUAUGUAAUACAUAUAUCUAAAGCUAAGUACAUACAGGCCAAAGGCACACGUGGAGUGAUUUUUGGAAGUGCUGGAAUCAAUUUUAACAGUUUCCUAGAUUGCCAUUUGGACCCGUUCAUUACCACUUACUUUCCAAUUAUUCUAUUUAAUGAAUGCCAUUACAUGCUCUUAUUUUUAAAUAUGCAACCCACUAUCGAACACUGUCCAUCUGACUCCAACUCGAUUCUAAUUUUUCAAUGUCUUCUGAUUCUUUAGCAUUUCUUCAGGUUUACAGUCUGUACUUGGCAAAUACCAAAAACUGUUAUUCAAUUUUAUGUAAAAUUCUUGGCCAUUUUCAGACAAUUUUUCCCCAUAUUCCUCUGACAUUAGUUUUAGUGCUUACUUAUUAAUAUUUUUUUUUUUACAUAAAAAAAAUAAGUAAACAUAAUUUUUGUUGAUAUUGUAUAUAUUGAUGUAUAAAAUCUAUUAAAUUGUUCACGUUGUUGUUAUUGGUGAAUUUUUGUGUAUUUGGGA
Molecule: messenger RNA, 3635 nt
Organism: Ceutorhynchus assimilis (cabbage seed weevil)
Lineage: Eukaryota; Metazoa; Arthropoda; Insecta; Coleoptera; Curculionidae
Source: the annotation of a GenBank genome assembly